Molecule: messenger RNA, 918 nt
Organism: Neohortaea acidophila
Lineage: Eukaryota; Fungi; Ascomycota; Dothideomycetes; Mycosphaerellales; Teratosphaeriaceae
Product: ribosomal protein S2, flavodoxin-like domain-containing protein
Exons: 2
Coding region: 1-918 (305 amino acids)
Biological process (GO): cytoplasmic translation; ribosomal small subunit assembly
Cellular component (GO): cytosolic small ribosomal subunit; ribosome; 90S preribosome
Molecular function (GO): structural constituent of ribosome
Source: RefSeq, a predicted model, not a curated record
AUGGCUCCUUCCAACCUUCCCCCGGUGUUCAACGCCACUGCCAACGAUGUCGAGAUGUUGCUCUCCGCCCAGUGCCACAUUGGCAGCAAGAACUUGCAGGUGCACAUGGAGCCCUACUUGUGGAAGACAAGACCCGACGGUGUCAAUGUCAUCAACAUCUCCAAGACCUGGGAGAAGAUUGUGCUCGCCGCGCGCCUGCUCGUCACCAUCGACAACCCCGCCGACAUUGCCGUCAUCUCUGCCCGUCCCUACGGCCAACGUGCCGUGCUGAAGUUCGCCGCGCACACUGGCGCCUCUGCCAUCGCUGGUCGCUUCACCCCCGGUAACUUCACCAACUACAUCACCCGCAGCUUCAAGGAGCCGCGUGUCAUCGUUGUCACCGACCCCCGCACCGACGCCCAGGCUAUCAAGGAGGCCUCGUACGUCAACAUCCCCGUCAUCGCCCUCUGCGACACCGACUCGCCCACCGAGUACGUCGACGUGGCCAUCCCCACCAACAACAAGGGUCGUCACGCCAUUGGUCUGAUCUGGUGGAUGCUUGCUCGUGAGGUGCUCCGUCUUCGUGGCACUCUCGCCUCUCGCGAGGUCGAGUGGGAUGUCAUGACCGAUCUGUACUUCUACCGCGACCCUGAGGCCGAGGAGAACAAGGACAGCGCUGGUGUGGACGAGAGCAAGGUGCCUGGCGCCGACGAGGUUGGCACGGGCCCUGUGGAGUCUGGGUUCAACAAUGAGUGGGAGGUCUCUGGCGGGACGGCUGGUGCGUUUGCCGCUGCCAGCGGUACUGCAGGCGCCACUGCCGGCUCGACGUGGGAUGCUGAGGGCGCCGACUGGGCCGCUGCAUCUGGCCCCGCGCAGACUGGCAACGAGGGCUGGGCUGCCGAGACAACUGGCGAGGCUCCGGCGGAGUCUACGUGGUAG